Molecule: messenger RNA, 5292 nt
Organism: Corythoichthys intestinalis (scribbled pipefish)
Lineage: Eukaryota; Metazoa; Chordata; Actinopteri; Syngnathiformes; Syngnathidae
Product: vitamin K-dependent gamma-carboxylase-like
Exons: 15
Coding region: 183-2495 (770 amino acids)
Biological process (GO): peptidyl-glutamic acid carboxylation
Molecular function (GO): vitamin binding; gamma-glutamyl carboxylase activity
Source: RefSeq, a predicted model, not a curated record
AAGCCCCGCCCCCUGGUCAGCCUGUGGUUUGGGUUUGCGUGGGACUGUGACACGUAUGUUGGUCCGUCUUAUUGACUCCACUGGGCAGGACACCUCCACCUGGGGCUGGGACGUCAAACCGAAGACUUUUCUGUGCCGUAAUCCAAAACCCUAUCAUUAGUUUUGUUUCAACAUUACAGUACAUGGAGCCCAGAGACGCGAGUGCAGGCGCUUUAGUGGGCAACGAUGGAGAUCAAAAAACUGCAAAAAGCCUUCCAACCCCCAAGAAAACAGACAAAGCCGCACCCCAAAGUAAGAUGGAGCAGAUCUUCGGUUUCAAAAAGGAAGACCUGACCUCCUGGUCCAGCCUGGUGGCCCUCCUGAACCGGCCCAUGGACCCUGCAUCCCUGGGCAUAUUCCGCUGCUUGUUUGGUCUGCUCAUGGCUGUGGACAUCACACAAGAGCGCGGCCUUAGUCAUGUGGACUACAAAUACCUGGACGGUGCCCCCGUGUGCCGGUUCCCACUCUUUAACUUCCUAAAGCCACUUCCAAUGGACUGGAUGUACCUGGUUUAUCUGGUGAUGUUCCUCGGUGCGUUGGGUAUCAUGCUGGGCUGCUUGUACCGUCUUUCCUGCCUGAUGUUCAUCUCCACAUACUGGUACAUCUUCUUCCUGGACAAAACGGCAUGGAAUAAUCACUCCUACCUCUAUGGCCUCAUAGGAUUCCAGCUCACACUUAUGGACGGCAACAGAUACUGGUCACUUGAUGGCUUGAGACGACCUUCCAUCAGAAACGCUCACGUGCCGCUUUGGAACUACACCUUGUUGAGGACGCAGAUAUUCAUAGUGUACUUCAUCGCUGGCGUCAAGAAGCUGGAUGCCGAUUGGAUGGGGGGAUAUUCCAUGUCCUACCUGGCGCACCACUGGCUUUUCGAUCCCUUCAAGGUGAUUCUUCCUGUGGACUUGGUAAGCUUGCUGGUGGUGCACGGUGGUGGCCUCAUGCUGGAUUUGAGUGCUGGUUACCUGCUGUUUUUCGAUGCCACGCGGCCUUACGCGAUCGUCUUUGUAAGCUACUUCCACUGCAUGAACUCUCAGCUCUUCAGCAUUGGCAUGUUCCCUUAUGCAAUGCUGGCGACCAGUCCACUCUUUUGCCAUGCCGACUGGCCCAGGAGGUUCUUUGGUCACUUCCCUGGCUUUCUCAAGGGCGCUCUUCCGCUUACGUCGGAAGAACCUCAGCCUAGUUCUUCUUGUGCUUACCCUGAUCCACCCAGCAGCAGACGGCAGCGGUCAUCUUCCACCUCCAGCCCUCCUAAAUUCCGAUUUAAACACAAACUGGCUGCCGUUUUUACUUUGGUCUACAUCCUGGAGCAGUUCUUUCUGCCUUACUCUCACUUCAUCACUCAGGGUUACAACAACUGGACUAAUGGCUUGUAUGGAUACUCUUGGGACAUGAUGGUUCAUUCCCGCAGCCACCAGCACGUGAAGAUCACGUACAAGGAUGGAAAAACGGGAGAAGUGGGAUACCUCAACCCGGGGGUGUUCACGCAAAGCCGGCGCUGGAAGGAUCACGGUGACAUGCUAAAGCAGUAUGCCACAUGCCUCAGUGGCCUCUUGCCUCGCUACAACAUCUCUGAGCCCCAAAUCUACUUCGACAUCUGGGUGUCCAUUAAUGAACGCUUUCAGCAGAGGAUUUUCGACCCACGCGUGGACAUCGUCAAGGCAGACUGGUCGCCAUUCCGACCCAACAUGUGGUUAAUGCCCCUCCUGGUGGACCUCUCACCAUGGAGAACUAAGUUCCAAGAGAUUGAGAACACUUUGGACAACCAGACCGAAAUAGUCUUCAUUGCAGACUUCCCAGGUCUCCACUUAGAGAACUUUGUGAGUGAAGAUCUGGGCAAUACCAGCAUUCACUUGUUGCAGGGUAGACUCAAUGUGGAAGUAGUGGAAGAGAAGAAGAACUACACUCUGGAGGCUGGGGAGAAGAUACAGGUUCCUGCCGGCGCUUACCACAGGGUGUACACGGUGUCUGAGGGGCCAUCUUGCUACAUGUACGUUUACGUCAACACCACAGAGUCGGCGCUGCAGCAGAGUUUCAGCAAGCUGCUGGACCUCCAGGAGAGCAUUCGCAAUGGGACAGCAACAGAGCCUCUUCCACCCGAGCUGCAGCCUCUCAUGUUGAGCGACGACGACACCGUGAUUGAUAGCGACUCUAAUGAUAAUAACAUCACAGACCCAGUCUUGAAGCUCUUCCUUAAGAGGCAGCGUCGCAUCAAAGAGGUGAAGAAACGCAGGGAGGCCGGCGUGCUGGAGCGACUCGAGCGGUUCACCGUCAAGAAGUAUUACUCUAUACGACGAGGAUUCUUGAUGACUGCCAUUGCCAUGCGAAACCUGGCGGUGGGUUUGCCGCCGAUAGAGCAGCUGACGCAGGAAGUGGCGUUUGCUAACAUGAAAGAACCCGAGGGUGAAAGUAACCAGCACGACUCGUCGAAGGAUGAAGUUGGUCAUGGAGAACUCUGAAGAUGUUACUGCUGAAUCAAGGACCUGGACUGUGUUCUCAAUGGUACUACUGGACUGUUACUACUAAGGCAAAAACAAGCAGAUUCACAAUGGACAUUUUUGUUAAACUAUUUGCCGUUUCAGGUCAUGUUUAAACUAGGAAGUCAGUAUUUUCGCCUAAAAGAUUGUGCUGUUAAAAAGGGGACCAGAUGUGUUUGUAAGGGAAACGAUUGGACUGAGAUGUGUAUGAAUGGUCGUUGACCAACUUUGAAUAUUUUACUGUAAUUCAGGAUCAGUAAAAUAAUCCGCUUUUACAUUGUUGAUUACUGUAUUUCCUUCAAACAGUAGCCAGGCAUGGCUUUCUCAGUUUUACUACAGUGGUAUGAAAAAGUAUCUGAACCUUUUGGAAUUUGUCACAUUUGUGCAUAAAAUCACCAUCAAAUCUGAUCUUUGUCAAAAUCACACAGAUGAAAAAACAUUUUAUUUAACUAAAACCACUCAAAUAUUUAUAGGUUUUCAUAUUUGAAUGAGGACAGUAUGCAAACAAUGACUGUAGAGGGGAAAAAUAAGUAAAUCAUCACAUUUAAUACCCCCCCCCCCUUUGGCAGCAAUAACUUUUACUAGCGCUUCCUGUAGCUGCAGAUCAGUCUGGCACAUCGAUAAGGACUAAUUUUAGCCCAUUCUUCUCUACAAAACUGCUGUAGUUCUGUCAGAUUCCUGGGAUGUCUGGCAUGAAUCGCUGUCUUUAGGUCAUGCCACAGUAUCUCAAUGGGGUUCAAGUCUGGACUCUGACUUGGCCACUCCAGAACGUGUAUUUUGUUCUUAAACCAUUCAGAAGUUGAUUUUCCUCUGUGUUUUGGAUUAUUGUCUUGUUGCAGCAUCCAUCCUCUUUUUAGCUUCAACUGUCUGACAGACUGACUCAGGUUUUCUUGCAAAAAAUCCUGAUAAACCUUUGAAUUCACUAUUCCAUUCAUGAUUGCAAGUUGUCCAGGCCCUGAAGCAGCAAAACAGCCCCAAAUCAUGAUGCUCCCUCCACCGGGCUUCACGGUGGCAAUGAGGUGUUGAUGUUGGUGAGCUGUUCCAUUUUUUUCUCCGCACAUGACGUUGUGUGUUCCUCCCAAACGAUUCAAAUUUGGUUUCAUCAAUCCACAAAAUAUUUUGCCAAAACUUCUGUGGUGUGUCCAAGUGCCUUUUUGUGAACAUUAAACGAGCAACAAUGUUUUUUUAGACAGCAGUGGCUUUCUCCGUGGAGUCCUCCCAUGAACACCAUUCUUGGCCAUAGCUUUACACAUAGUUGAUGUGAGCAGAGAUAUUGGACUGUACCAGUGAUUUCUCUAAAUCUUUAGCAGACACUUGGGUUAUUUUUUUCCUCUGAGUAUUCUGCGUUGAACUUAUGGCAUCAUCUUUGGUGGACGGCCACUCCUUGGUAAAGAAGCAACAGUGCCAAACUCUCUCCAUUUGUAGACAACUUCUCUGACUGUCAAUUGAUGAACAUUCAGACUUUUAGAGGUGGUUUUGUGUCCUUUCCCAGCUUUAUACAAAUCAACACUCCUUGAUCACAGGUCUUCAGACCGAGCCAUGAAGCACAUCAGACAAUGCUUCUCAUCAAGACAAUUCUUACCAGGUGUGUGUUUUAUAGUGGGCAGUGCAGCUUUAAACCACUCAGUGAUUGGGCACACAUACCUGACAAAUUGUUUGGUAAAAAUUGGUUUGAAUUGCUCUUUAAGUCUCCUUAGGCAGAGGGUUCACUUACUUAUCCCCCCUCCUUCUGUCAUUGUUUGCAUGCUAUCCUCAUUGAAAUAUGAAAACCUAUAAAUGUUUGAGUGGUUUUAGUUAAAGCAGACACUGUUUUAACAUCUGUGUGCAUUUGACAAAGAUCAGAUCACAUUUGAUGGGGAUUUCAUGCAGAAAUGCGAGAAAUUCCAAAAGGUUCAGAUAUUUUUACAUACCACUGUAGUUCUUGUUAAGGCUUGCAAUAAUAGAAAAAGAAACUAACGAUGACUCGGUCAUAAUUGGAAACAAAAUUUAAAUCAUUAUUGCAAAACAACCUGUACAAUUAGCGAUGGUCACUGAAGAAAUCUGAGAAAUGUGUGAAGGGUUUGUUUAUGCAAUCCUAUACUGUGAGUGAAACCAUCCAUUUUCCAAAUUAAAAAAAGCUUUUUCUAUACACUUUCAUGAUUAAAACAAACCAAAAAAAAAAGCCUGUGUUGUCAGUAACAUUGUUUUAAUCAGUCAGUUUCAUUUAUCUUAUGGCACACUAGGACUUAGAACUCAUCACAACACAAAUAGUAUACGAACUGAUUCAAUGCUGAUUGAGUACAAGGUUUUACAAAAUUGCUAUUAACAUAGAUUUAACUUCACAUUUUUCCAGGACAUCUAUUUACACAGGACAACAUACAGGGAUAGCUUCAUUUUAGUAGGUCAAAUAAAAAUAAAGUAAAACUCAAAAUGGAUCGGAUGUCUAUCAGUGUCAAUGGCAGGAAAUGUGUUAGUGAUGAGCUUCACUUUUUGAAUAGAACUACAAUGUGAUUACAUAUUGCACAAAACGUGAUACCUUGCCUUCAUUUUUUGCAACGCAUUACUGGUACUAGUGUCACAUACUGGCCAUUAUUAAGUGUCACAAUAUUUUUUUUGGUAAAAAUCAUAAAUGCAUUAAUCUCAUCUGGUGAAUAACAAAAUCAAAAGCAACUAAGAUCAGUCUUCAGGGUUUCAAAUAAACCCAGUGUCCCUUAAAAGUCCUCUGUGACCCGGGCGCUGGUAUUUGAAAGGGAGUGGCACCUCCUCGCUCUGCAUAUUUUUACAAUUUUUUAUUUUUUUU